This is a messenger RNA of Fragaria vesca subsp. vesca, 948 nucleotides long. Its product is annotated as thioredoxin Y1, chloroplastic-like. Gene Ontology annotation, cellular component: cytoplasm. The transcript has 5 exons. Gene Ontology annotation, molecular function: protein-disulfide reductase activity; oxidoreductase activity, acting on a sulfur group of donors, disulfide as acceptor. Lineage: Eukaryota; Viridiplantae; Streptophyta; Magnoliopsida; Rosales; Rosaceae. The coding region runs from base 35 to 568 and encodes 177 amino acids. The record is from RefSeq and is a predicted model, not a curated record.
CUCUCUCUCUCUCUCUCUCUCUCUCUCUGAAAAAAUGGCGGUUUCCGUAACGUCAUCGUCAAUUCCUUCUUCUCUCUGCUCUGACCGCGCCGCACGCUUGGCUGCUUCCUCCUCCUCUUCUUCUUCCUCGAAUCUAUCAUCCUCUUCCUCUCUGCAAUUCCCCGUACAGCUCCGACGCCUUCGGAUUGGAACUAACGGAGCCUCCGCUCCAUCUCGGCAUCGAAUUCUUGCGCCGGUGGAGGCAAAGAAACAAACAUUCUCCAACUUUGAUGAUUUGCUGGCUAAUUCUGAUAGACCUGUCCUGGUUGACUUCUAUGCAACUUGGUGCGGUCCUUGUCAAUUUAUGGCCCCUAUCCUCAAUGAAGUCAGUAUUACUCUGAAUGACAAGAUCCAGGUGGUGAAAAUUGACACUGAGAAGUAUCCAAGCAUUGCUGACAAGUAUGGAAUACAGGCAUUGCCUACUUUCAUUAUAUUUAAGGAUGGAGAACCAUAUGACCGCUUUGAGGGUGCUUUGAAUGCUGAUCAGCUUAUUGAACGAAUUGAAACGGCUUUGAAAGUGAAGCAAUAAACCGCUUCUGAAGUUCACCUAGGGAGGAAUUAAGAAAGUUCCAUGGAGUAAUAGCCUAAGAGGAGUAAAUACUGGUUGCACUAUUCAGGCAUGAAGGUAAGAAAAAAGAAUUAUGGAUUUGAUUAAGAAUGCAUGGGAGGAUCCGCCAUCAUUAUUUUCCUUUGCCCAUUUUUUGUUUGUAUCAAGUGUUGUACCAAAAAAUAUCAUGAUUUGUUCAUUCCAUUUCCGGAUUGUGCCGAUGAAUCUAGAAAAGACGAUUUUAUGUCAACAAAUUCUUGGAUUAUUGGCGAUUUACACACAUACAGUUGCUUUGGAUUCAAGCAAAUCAGAUGUUCAUCAAGUGAUUGCUGGUUUUGUAUCGAGAGACCAUGGCUAGCGGG